Molecule: messenger RNA, 1148 nt
Organism: Mycena citricolor
Lineage: Eukaryota; Fungi; Basidiomycota; Agaricomycetes; Agaricales; Mycenaceae
Source: the annotation of a GenBank genome assembly
GAGACUCUUUCUUGUUCUGCCAUUAUGGUCAACGUUAAAUGGAAUUCCGAACGCAUUACAUUCGAACUUCCUCCUCCUAAUACACCUCUCGGUGUUGUCAGAGACGCCAUCGCAGAAUAUACUCACUUGCCUCGCAAUGGCUUCAAGCUCAUUCACAAGGGUGCAAUACUACGAGACGACAAUGCAUCCAGUCGGUUGACGUCUACGUACAAACGUAUUGGUAGCUCAUCCUGUAUAGUAUCUGCCUUUCACCUGAAGGACACCUCGACGAUCGCCGUCGUGGAAAUCGGAUCUGCGCCCGCGAACGCAGCCCAUCCAACGACGUCGAAUGUCCGCACAGAACAGGCCACGAUCUCCGCUAUCCACUCUCAAAUGGAAAAUGUGCGCUCGGAACUGUCUCCCGCCGUCGAAGUCUUGCUUGCAUCACCGGAAGCACACCGACUGCCCCGUUCCAAGGAGCAUUUACGUCUCUCCGAGCUCCUGCUUCAGGCUCUACUGCGAUUAGAUGGUAUCACAACCGAGGGUGAUUGGGAGCUUGCUCGUCAAGAGCGCAAGUCUGCGGUGAAGGAGGUGCAAAAUCUACUAGACCGAUUGGACAGUGCCGGCAGCUGAUUUCCACUGCAAAGCAGCGACGGUAGACAUAUGGACUGUAUAUUAGAGAUUGCUUGCAAAUGGAAGUCGAUUUAGGGCACAUGGACUGGGUUCCAGCUGAUGGCACCGUCCUUGCCCUGAUCCAUGGCAUCAAGGGCCGACAUGUCCUCCUCAUCCAACUCGAAAUCGUACAAUUUAGCAUUGGAGUGAAUGCGGGACGGUGUUUCGCUCUUAGGCAAAGGAACGAAACUAACAUGAUGUUAGGCAAGUGGGGCGAAGAACUGUGAAGCUCUCACCCUUUCUGCAAUGACCACCGAAGUAGCACUUGAGCGGGCUCGCGUUUGUGCUGUGAGAGUUAUAUCAGUCUCAGUGGAUAGCGGGAAGUUACGUCUGUUACUUUCUCAGCAAUGCUAGUAAUUGAUGGGUGAUCCAUCUUGCCGCGAAUGAUGGGACAAUACGCUUGGACCACGAUCGAGUUGGCCUUGCAAUAGUCGACAAUCGGCUUUUGUUGACAGAGCGGAUGCAACUAAGGGAACAUUCAACAACUAGCUGAUCCA